AUGGCAUGGCAUGACACGGCGCUGGGAAGGUCAGGGCUUGCCCGUAAGCCAAAUGAAGAGGUGGGUAUCCAAAUGAACAAGCAUGCUUGGUCUCGGAGUGUUGUAUAUGCAAAAAUUGAACGGCGACUCAAGCCUGAUUUGGGAUCUCUUGGGGCGUACGAGAAUCAAUUGAAUCAGGGGAAAGCCAGCAUGGGCGCAAAGGUGCUCGUAUUGGCGUAA
Nannizzia gypsea CBS 118893 is the source of this 219-nucleotide messenger RNA. RefSeq lists its product as hypothetical. The transcript is spliced from 5 exons. NCBI's taxonomy places the organism in Eukaryota, Fungi, Ascomycota, Eurotiomycetes, Onygenales, Arthrodermataceae. Bases 1 to 219 code for a protein of 72 amino acids. The record is from RefSeq and is a predicted model, not a curated record.